GCAUCACAGUCACAACAUUCUUCGCACUGGCCGUGGUAGGUCAGGCGUUGACCCCAUCAUCAUAUUUCACAACAGUAGACCAAGCCAGACUUAGGCGUGUGUUUGAAAGUGCUCAACCAUUUAAUGAUCUGGCAACAGCUCACUAUUCUAUCCUAGGAUUAAAGUUGUUGGGAGUCCCUGUUCCUAAAGCAUCAGAGACAUGCAGCUUCCUGAAGAAGAGAGCUGAUGUAAAAAGUGUAGAGUCAAUAUUCUUUGCAUCAUCUGCUAGUUCUAACCUUGGUAGCUGUGACUUGGGCUUUAAGUCUGUUGAUGGCUUGUUGAAUGAUGCCAUCAAGGAUAACGCAGCAGUAGUCACCAUUUACCAAGCUGUUUUAUCACUAAAAAAUUUGGGAUUAACAAUUGAUUCCAAGAAAGUUAGCUCUGCAUUGAAUGCAGCUUUAAAAAAUGAUGAUUCUCCAACUAGUGGAGGGUACUCAUUCUUCACUGCCUCAUUUCUGAGUGGAGAUGUCAACACAUUUUUUGAGAAUAUAGAAGAUAUUGUUGCUCAAGCAGAGGAGAUAGAUGAAAAAUACCUGCAAUUUGAAGGAGGACUUUUUACCACAGCCUUAGUAAUAGAUGGCGCUUAUAAACUUGCCGCUAAGGCCAAGAAACAACCCACAUUGUCACCAGAUAAAGUUUUGAAGUUUACCAACUACUUCCUGAGCCGUAAGCAUGUUCACCAGAUUAAGAGUGCCUCUAUGUUGCUGUCAGUAUUGAACACAUUGACAUCCAAUGACUAUCACAUCCCAGUAGCGGUCACCCUAGCCAGCCAGGUCUCUGUGUCAGACAAAAACCCAACAGUACAGGUACGUGUAACCAAUCUGAUGGGCAAGAGUCUUGGUAAACUGACAGUCACUGCAGACUCUGCCAAGAAUGUUGGAGACAAUAAUGCAGUUGUACUUAGCAAGAAACCAUUCACUGCAUCAAAAUCUGAUGACUCUCUCUACGAGUUGAACUUCAUGCAAGCCAAAGUGACCAAGGGCUUCUACCAGUUGACAAUCAGUGUAGCACCCACUAAGAAAGAUGCCAGAUUCAUUGGAAUCACUGGUGCAGAGAUUGGCAUCAAAGUGACCACCCAGGUUGCCAUAGAGAAUGUAGACAUAGGGAUUGCAGACAAAGACCAAAGUUCUGCAGCUAAAACUAUCAAAUUGCAACACCCUAACAAAGCAGCUAAUGUGAUGGAAGUGGAUCAUCACCAGAAGAUCAUCAUGAAAUUCCAGCUGAAGGAUAAAUCCACCAGCAAAGCUAUGACUGCUCAUCAAACCUUUGUCAGAUUGACCAACCAGAAGACAAAGCAGGAGAUCAUAUUUGUGGCAGAGGCUGAUUCAUCAGAUAACUAUAAGUUUGACUUAGAUGUUGGAGCCAGUGCUAAGGACUUUGGUCGGAUCUCAGGCAAAUACUCCAUGGAACUCAUAGUAGGGGAUGCUGUUAUCGAGAACCCCUUCUCUUGGCUUGUGGCUGAUGUAAAACUUGUGUUCCCUGAAGGAAGUGCACCCAAACCUCAGGAAGAUGUAUACAGCAAGAAACCAGAAAUAAAGCAUUUAUUCAAUGUUCCCGAGAAACGUCCCCCAGCAAUUGUGUCAAAUGUAUUCACAGUCUUGGUCUUUGUUCCCGUCCUGCUGCUUCUAGCCUUGUGGGUGAAAAUUGGAGUUAACAUUUCCAACUUCCCAGUAUCUCUCAGUGCUGUAGGUUUCCAUGUUGGUCUAGGAGCUAUAUUUGUUCUCUACUAUUUAUACUGGACACAACUGAACAUGUUCGUCACAGUGAAAUAUCUCUGCUUCAUUGGUGUCCCUACAUUCUUAUUUGGCAACAGACUUCUCAGUAGCAUAGCUAGCAAGAGAAAGUAGUCCUGAAUAUCUUCAAUUCAAGUCAUGAUCUACAGUCGAACAUUAGAUGGCUCUGUCCUCAUUUCUACAAUCAUCAUCCAUAUCAUCAUAAUCAUCACAUGGACAGUUCCAAGAACAUAGUAGAGCCAUACCAGGAAAUGUAUCUGAGUUGACAUUGUUUUCUUGCAUUUCCUAAAUUCUAUAUAGUUUUGAGGAGAUUCUCAAUCAAUAUGUGGACUGAAAUUACUCUAUUUAUACUGGAUGCAAUAUGGAUAACACACCUGACUUGACACAUUGAUAUGGAAGAAUGGUUUUAACUGAAAUAUUUAAUUUUUUGUGGUGUGAUAGACUUUUAUCUUUACCAUUCCAAUUCACAUGAACAAACUUUGCCAAACAAGUUUUUAACAAGUUCCCUAAAACUUAAUUCACUAUUUGCUGUAUUGUCAUUGAUUAUUUGUUGUUCAUGCAUAAUUAUGUUUUUACAAUAUGUGUCUCAUAUUGCUGAACAGAAGUAGUUGUGUAGUAUCAUGUUACAUAAAAAUUCUAUUGAAAUAUUUGUUGUGAUUGAGAUUUUUUUACUCAACAUUAGAAAGUGAUAAUAUUAUAUUAUAUAUAUUUGUGAAAUAAAUGUCACAAAACAUGAAA
Molecule: messenger RNA, 2510 nt
Organism: Owenia fusiformis
Lineage: Eukaryota; Metazoa; Annelida; Polychaeta; Sabellida; Oweniidae
Source: the annotation of a GenBank genome assembly